AUGACCACGAUAGCGUCCCUGCCGCGGAUGUCCGCCAAAACUCUCUCAGAGAAGAUUCUUGCUGAGCAAGAUGCCAAAGACCCUACCUAUGCCAUCAUCGAUGUUCGAGACGAUGACUAUAUCGGAGGCCACAUCAAGGGCGCCACCAACGUCCCCAGCCAUCAGCUCGAUGCCAUGAUGCCGACCUUGGUGCGCCGUCUCCGUGAGAAGAAGGUCGUUGUCUUCCACUGCAUGUUGAGCCAGAUCCGCGGGCCGAAAUCUGCGCUGGCCUACCUGCGUUACAGAGACGGGCUGCUCAUAUCACUAGGGGAGAGCGUGCCAGAGGACCAGACUGUGUAUGUGCUGACGGAUGGCUUUCAGGGGUGGCAGCAGACGUAUGGGGAGGACGAGAUGUUGACGGAGGGGUAUAAGAAGGACUUGUGGACGGGCUUGGAUUAA
Molecule: messenger RNA, 438 nt
Organism: Clonostachys byssicola
Lineage: Eukaryota; Fungi; Ascomycota; Sordariomycetes; Hypocreales; Bionectriaceae
Source: the annotation of a GenBank genome assembly